Molecule: messenger RNA, 374 nt
Organism: Sorex araneus (European shrew)
Lineage: Eukaryota; Metazoa; Chordata; Mammalia; Eulipotyphla; Soricidae
Product: 60S ribosomal protein L13a-like
Exons: 1
Coding region: 1-354 (117 amino acids)
Biological process (GO): negative regulation of translation; translation
Cellular component (GO): cytosolic large ribosomal subunit; ribosome
Molecular function (GO): structural constituent of ribosome; mRNA binding
Source: RefSeq, a predicted model, not a curated record
AUGCUGCCCCACAAGACUAAGCGAGGCCAGGCUGCUUUGGACUGUCUCAAAGUGUUCGAUGGGAUCCCAACUCCCUAUGACAAGAAAAAGCGGAUGGUGGUACCAGGUGCUCUGAAGGUGGUUCGCCUGAAGCCCACCCGGAAGUUUGCCUAUCUGGGGCACCUGGCUCACAAGGUCGGCUGGAAAUACCAGGCAGUAACAGCCACUCUUGAGGAGAAGAGGAAGGAGAAGGCCAAGAUGCAUUACCGCAAGAAAAAGCAGCUCAUGAGGCUACGGAAACAAGCCGAAAAGAAUGUGGAGAAGAAGAUCGCAAAGUUCACAGAUGUCCUCAAGGCCCACGGACUCCUGGUCUGAGCUCAAUAAAUUUGACUGUU